CCUACCUCGAAGGCGCCUGAUUUCUUUGCUCUCCACGUGCUCUCCUCUCAGUGGUCCUUCACAUUUCUCUCAAGAAUACCACCCCACUCCCCCCUCCUCUCUCGCUGCUUUUUCCCCUCUUUCUCUCCCUCCUCUCUUACCUUCCACUUUCAAAAACUUUAGUAAACAAGCAAACAAACCCUCCUCAUCGCCUCGGAAAAUCACCAUCUCCGUCGGAAAAUAUCGCCGGAGCUCAACUAUUCUUCGUCAAUCCAUCUCAAGACGCUUCUUCUCUUCUCCUCCUUAUUUUAUUUGUGAAAAAGAUUUCAAGUUGUUCUCUUACUUCUCUCCGAAGCUAAAAAGAGAGAAAAAUUAAUUCAUUUUAACCUAAUCUUGCCGUGUAGAAAUAUCUGGAUGUAUAAUUUGGUAAAGUUGAAAUCAGAAAAUAUAUAUACGGAAAAACAGAGAGAUAUUUUGUUCAGGAAAUGAGGAAUUCAGGGAUAGUUUGACAAUUUUGGAAGCUUUUGAGCAACAUGAGUUGCGAGAGAAGGAGAGGAGGAGAGGAAAUUUACGAGCAGAGAACUUCCGUUGAGGAAAACGGCUCUAUUGAUCAGAAUCUGCUAAUUGACCCUAAAUUGUUGUUUAUCGGAAAUAAAAUCGGCGAAGGAGCCCAUGGUGAAGUUUAUAAAGGAAGGUACGGUGAUCUGAUUGUGGCCAUUAAGGUUCUUCAUCAAGGGACUACGUCGGAGGAACGAGCUGCGCUUGAGGAUCGGUUUGCAAGAGAGGUUAAUAUGAUGUCUCGAGUUAAACAUGAGAAUCUUGUCAAGUUUAUUGGGGCUUGUAAGGAUCCAUUUAUGGUGAUUGUUACAGAGUUAUUACCAGGGAUGUCACUCCGGAAGUACUUGGUUAGUAUUCGUCCAAAACAGUUAGACCUCUAUGUGGCCAUAAAGUUUGCUCUUGAUGUUGCGCGAGCUAUGGAUUGUUUGCAUGCUAAUGGGAUUAUACACAGAGAUCUUAAGCCAGACAAUUUGUUGCUUACGGCAAAUCAGAAGUCUGUGAAGCUCGCAGAUUUUGGUCUUGCAAGAGAAGAAACUGUAACUGAGAUGAUGACUGCAGAAACUGGAACAUACCGUUGGAUGGCUCCUGAGUUGUACAGCACCGUGACACUGCGCCAGGGAGAAAAGAAGCAUUACAAUAACAAAGUUGAUGUCUACAGCUUUGGAAUUGUGUUAUGGGAGUUGUUGACCAACCGCAUGCCAUUUGAAGGCAUGUCAAAUUUGCAAGCUGCCUAUGCUGCUGCUUUUAAGCAAGAGAGGCCUGCUCUUCCAGAGGAUGUAUCCCCUGACCUCGCAUUUAUCAUGCAGUCAUGUUGGGUUGAAGACCCCAACUUGAGGCCUAGCUUCAACCAGAUCAUCCGGAUGCUCAAUGCAUUUCUCUUCACACUCUCACCACCUUCACCGACACCAUCCUUACCAGAAUCUGACACCAAUGAGGCAGCAUCAUCAAGUAAUGGCACCAUAACCGAGUUUUCUUCUCGCACUAGAGGAAAGUUUGCUUUCCUUCGCCAACUAUUCACGGCUAAAAAGACCAGGAACACCCAUUGACUGGCUAAAUUUUUCAAAAUUUUUCCUUUUGAACCAGCUCACAGAAACUUGUCCUGUCAUAGAAGAAUUUUAUUAACUGCUUAGAUGAUGGUGAUUAGUGUAGGAUUGAAACAAAUGCUGAACAGAAAUGACUUAAUGAGGAAACUUGGUCGGAAAAUAAAACGACGAUUAGACUGUUUAGAUGGUCUGUGGACCUUUUUGUAAAGGAAAUACCUGGGUUUAGCAAUUAUGUCCAUAUCGUUUUUCCUUUUUUGAAUAUGGUUUCCAUACUUCAAUCUGGCUUCACAGUUUUGGUACUUACAGUCGGAGGUGAAACCACUAUGAUAUUUACAAUGCUUCUCUGCUAAGAUUAAUAGCAGCUAACGAGUUAAAUGAUCAUGGUUCAUUAUUUACUUGUAGAUUUUAUGAUGGCAUGCAUUUUACCAAGUUCUUGUGGUAUGCGAAAAUGCUUACUGGAGAAUAGCUUUGAAUUUAUAAGAUCUUAUUGACUCCGGCAAUAGCCAGUCACCAUGGUUCAUCUGGCCGCUAAUUGCAGUGAGUUCCCACAGAUGCAAUUCGCACAAAAGGGGGAGGGGGUCUUUUCACUAAUCCAGUUGCUAAGAACUAUUUUUAGAUUAUGCUGGAUCGAUUCUAGAUGGUGGCUUCUUCAUUCUUUGCUGCUGGCUUGGUGAAAAACACAGGAUUUGUGUAUGGUGUAUGUGAUAUGGAGCACUGGUUGCUAAGACCUGCAGAUAUCUUCAAUGCAAAGGUUGAUUGUGAUGGUGAAAACUUAUAAAGUCGGGGCUGUCUUUUAGCUGGUGAAGCAUCAGCCAUGGACCAUGUUGCCUGGACUCCCUGACAAAUAGAUGGACCUGCCAUUCUCUACAUGGUGCCUUCAUCUAUUUAGCCUGUAAUGCAACUGUGCGCACCCAGAACGAGCACGCUGGCUGGGCUGCUGCGCGAGGGCUGGUGCCAUAUAUUUGAGAGGUGGGGAGGAUAACGAUGAAGGUCAGCAAUGCACUCACUUUCCUGUGAAAGGUCACUGUUUCAUUAUGGUCCAAAUAGGAGAUGCCAUUGCUCUGCUCGAGUGGCCAUGACUUGGCUGGCAAUAUGGAAAGAAUCCAUCAUCUUCUUCCUGUUCUGAACAGAUACAUACAUACCCAUUCCUUCGUCAGGCAGCUCAUGAAUUAUUUCAGUAAGAUUUAUCUCUUGCGACAUCCCCCUUUGUACAGUCCGUGAUCCAUCAUCCCCCCCUUCCUUGUGUUAUGUUGGAUUCCAUGAGAUGCAAUCAGCUGAAUAGUUCUUCGUGA
This is a messenger RNA of Populus euphratica (Euphrates poplar), 2872 nucleotides long. Its product is annotated as Protein kinase superfamily protein. The coding region runs from base 513 to 1583 and encodes 356 amino acids. Gene Ontology annotation, biological process: protein phosphorylation. NCBI's taxonomy places the organism in Eukaryota, Viridiplantae, Streptophyta, Magnoliopsida, Malpighiales, Salicaceae. The transcript is spliced from 7 exons. The record is from RefSeq and is a predicted model, not a curated record. Gene Ontology annotation, molecular function: protein serine/threonine kinase activity; ATP binding.